AUGCUCCGCGAGGCCCGCAGACGCAAGCAGCAAGUGGCCGCCAAAAUCGGACACGAAGAGUAUAUCUACCGCCUUAAUGGCAACCCCUUUAGCCAUCAGGAGGUGAUUCGUGUACGCCCGCAAGGCGACCUCGAUCCGCGCCGAGUGCAAGCGGCGGGCAUCAGAGUUGGGGUGAGCGGUGCCAGAGGUGCCGGUGGGCCAAGUCGACCGCCGUUUGCGGUGGACGACGACGCCAACUACAGCGAUGGCGGCGGCAGAGGUGGCCGCCUUGCCCCGUUGAACCCCGGUUUUGGCGCACCUAUCAAUGGGCCCUCCAACGAGGCUGUAGUCCCGUGCAGCGCCCCCGAAGGCUGCAACGGCGGCACUCCGCGCGGCACAAAGUACGCUGCAGCCAACUACGCCUCCCCCUACGGCGGCGGUGGUGGUGGUGCGGGUGGCCAUCCGCACCCACUCGUGUCGCAGGGGCAGCACAUCGUGAGCGCCUUUACCCCCGUAAUCCCAGCCAUCACGCCGGUCAGGGACCUGCCCGCUCCCCUGCCCGCGGUGUACAGGCCAAAGCCACCCCUCACGUUCCACAGUGGCCCGGCUUCAAGCGCAGAGGUGCCGCCUCUCUCCCUCACGCCGUUGCCGCAGCAUCCGGCGCCAUCGCAGGUGUGCUACCCCUCCAACGAAGCCGGUACACCGAGGCCUGCGGUGGCGCAGGUGUACUUAUCACCCGGUGAGAAAGGCGCGGGGCGACCCAGCACAAGCCCGACGGUGCUGCCGCCGCUCAACCCAGACGGUGGCAACAUCGGUGGUGGUGAUCCCUUCCCCACCCGCAGCCCGCGUCCGAGCACGAGCGGAGCCGCCUUGGGUGGCGGCGGUGGCUUCCUCAUCAACGGCGACGGCCUCUCUGCUGCUGAGGAGCGCCACCGCGAGAAGAUGGCGGCGCGCCAGCGUGCCGUUGAGCUGCAGAGGGAGAAUGCACGGCAGAUGCUGGAGAAGCAGCAACGCAAGCAAGCAGAGCGGGAACGGGAGAUUCAGGAAUACCACCUGGCCGAGGAGCGACUGCGGCGGGAGCGGGAGGAGGUGGCGCGGCGCGAGCAGGCGGAGCUAGAUCGCGAGAAGCGCGAGAAGGAGCUGAAGAUGAUGGCGCCGCGCGCAGCGCAGGCGAUGUUGGAGAAGCAGCAGCGCGAGACGCAGCAGCGGAGAGAGGAGGAGGCGGCAGCUCGGCGCAAUAGAGGGAGGGCCCCAGCAGCCCUGGAGGCCCCGGAGACCCCAGAAAUGGGGAAGGAGGCUCUGAAAUCGACGGCCCUACCGCUACCCACGUCUGCCAACGUAGCCUCGACCAGCCUCCAGUCGCAUCCGCCAGCGAAUCACCUGUUGCCACUGGCAGCGCCGUCCGUUCUGCUCCCUCCAGCCUCGGCGCCUGCUUUACCCUACCUCGUGGACUUUAACUUUGGUAGCGGGCUUCGCCGUUCGCCGCAGCCAUUGCCGGCACCUUACUGCUACCCGCCCGCCAACAUGUGUCCGCAGGCGGCUCUACUGCCCAACGCAGACACCCAGUCCAUCCGUAGCGAGCUGCGGCGCAUCACGAACCUGCUCGAGGAGCAGCAGCUGCAGCAGCGACGCGCCAUGGAUAGCAUCAGCGUUGGCGCCAACGCGGCACCGCAGCCAUGCUACAGCGAUGCACCACCGCCUUCCACUAAAGCCGGGGCCGGCACGUACCUCACCACUGGCCAGCCGUCGCCUUCUAUCGGUGCUGGCGGCUCAGCCCCGGUGAUCACGGCGCAGCGAAACAGCGCGGCACCGUACAGGUCUUUCGCGACAGGCGGUACGCUGCCGCCACCUCCACUUGCCACAGCGGCACCGCCCGCUCCACCCUCGUCUGGCGCAGGCGCACCGUCGGUAGGCAUCGGGCCGUGGCAGGGGCUCUUGUCCCCGUAUGCUGGCACCUCUGCGGCCGGCGCUGGCGGCAGCCUGUUGAACCCGCCGUCCAGUUCCAUCCCGCCGUUUACCAGCUCCAUCACGGACAAUGAACCGGAGCUCUCCACGGAGCCGUCCCGGUUCAUCGGCCCCUUCAGAGCACCAGUGAGUGCGGUGCCGAGCCCUCCUGCUGUCCCCGAGCCGGGGGUGACGUUUGCGGGGGCGGACUCUAUGGCGACGAAGCGACUGCCACCAUUGGUGCAUCAUGCAGGUGCCGCUGAACCCGGCGCAGAGCACUGCGUGGCGACCCCACCGCCGGCGUCGACGGCCGCGUCAUCCCGCCUCUCCCCAGUGUCGUCGGCCUCGGCGCUUGCGCCGGCACCCUUCUCGAUGCCAGGGAUGAACUCCCCAACGAGGUCGCCAAGGGUAGAGGGGCUCCCCUCAGUCCGCCAUAGCUCCCCUCAGGCGACGGAAGGGCCGAGGACAGACGCGGACGAGGGCGAGACAGCGAGGCGAGUGAGCGAGUCGCCGAUUUCGUAG
Messenger RNA from Leishmania major strain Friedlin, 2445 nucleotides. RefSeq lists its product as hypothetical. The record is from RefSeq and is a predicted model, not a curated record. NCBI's taxonomy places the organism in Eukaryota, Euglenozoa, Kinetoplastea, Trypanosomatida, Trypanosomatidae. Bases 1 to 2445 code for a protein of 814 amino acids. The transcript has a single exon.